AUGUAUACUAAAUUUCUUUACACAAGAAGACUUGAAUAAAAGACUUAUGUAGAUCACUUUUUGAAAUUCCUUAUCCCAAUAUCAAAUUAUAAAGUGGUAUGCUUUUUUCAAUCUAAUACUGAAGAAGCUGGGGAGUAUGAAGUUUAUGAAAUUAGAAAGACUGCUCCAAUAGUAAAGAAGUAGAUGAAAGAAAUAGUAAUAAUGAGCGAACCAUUUGAAUAUUCAGAUAGAGAAAUUGGAUUUUUCAAUACUGAAACAUUGUCUUUAUGGAUACUUGACUUUAUGGAUUCAAAAAUAACAAAUACAGAAGUAACUUUGCCUAGUUAAAGAUUAAAUAACUUUUUUACUCCAGAAUUUUUAAACAUUAAUAAAGUAGUUUAUGUGGAUUAAUGUUUAAGGUACAAGUAUUUUUAAGGAAUCUAAAGUUUUAUUACUUUAGAAUAAUUUCAUGUUUUUGCAAGUGAAGAUGCCACUUGUAAUGAAAAUAAUUUUAUAAGUUGGAAUGUAAUAGAAAAUAAAAAGAUUGAUGAAUGUUAGAUAAAUGAAUCAAACUAUCUAGUUUUUGAAGAAUUAUAAAAAUAAAAAAUAAUCUUAAUUUGUAAAUAAGUAUAUUUAGAGGAGGAUUUUACUUUUAGUUUAUGGAUACCAGGUAGCAAUAUUUAUAAAUUUAUUAAUGUAAAAUAGUCUUUAAAUGCAACUAUACUUAAAUCUUUUGAUAAUCAAAAUAAAAUCACAAUAAAAGAAGAAUAACCUGAUGCAUCUUUUAUAAGCAAAAGAAUUAUGAUAACUGCAAAUCCAAAUCAUUAAGCUCAUCCAAUUUUAAUUAAUAUUGAAUGUGAUUAAGAUCUUAAUCUUAAAGACUUUAAUUAUGCUCCUUAUUAGAUAGAUUCGAAAGGAUGUAUAUUAAUAGAGAGUCCAUGGUUGAUAGGAAAUGAUUUAAUAGUCUCUUAUUAUACUCACACCAAUAUUACAAUUGCUGUAUGUGAUAUCAAUAAAUAAUUAGAGCCAUGUAAGUUAAUAAAUUUUAAAUAAGAGUAAAAGGUUUCUAAUUUUUAUUUUUCUUAAAGUCCAAAACAUUUUAUUGAAUUAUUUGAUGAUGCAACCAAAAAUAAAGUAGAGGAAGAAAUUAUAUUACCAAAUCAAACUUAAGAAGUAACACAAUAUUAUCAUCAUUCUUUUGUUCCUAACCAAAUUCAUUUCUUUCAUUAUUUGAUAUCAAAAGGAAUUUAUAAUUAAAUUGGAGAUUUGUGUAUGGAAGUGAUGCAAUUUGCAUUUUCUAGUCCAAUCAAGAAGGAAAAAGAAGAACAUUAGAAUUGA
Molecule: messenger RNA, 1317 nt
Organism: Paramecium pentaurelia
Lineage: Eukaryota; Ciliophora; Oligohymenophorea; Peniculida; Parameciidae
Source: the annotation of a GenBank genome assembly